Yamadazyma jaroonii is the source of this 2844-nucleotide messenger RNA. NCBI's taxonomy places the organism in Eukaryota, Fungi, Ascomycota, Pichiomycetes, Serinales, Debaryomycetaceae. The record is from the annotation of a GenBank genome assembly.
AUGUCUGAUCUAGGCUAUACAUUGAUUUAUGAGCCUAAUACGGCCACAAAGACUUCAGUCAAUGAAUUCAGAAACUUAUUGGAAAAAGGUAAAGAUGAUGUUAAAAUUGAUGCCAUGAAAAAGAUCUUGAUCACUAUUUUAAAUGGUGAUCCCAUGCCAGAUUUAUUAAUGCAUAUUAUUAGAUUCAUCAUGCCUUCAAGAAACAAAGAAUUGAAGAAAUUGUUAUACUUUUACUGGGAAGUUUGUCCAAAAUUAGAUGAUAAAGGUAAAAUGAGACAAGAAAUGAUUUUAGUUUGUAAUGCUAUUCAAAGAGAUUUACAACAUCCAAAUGAAUAUAUUAGAGGUAAUACUUUAAGAUUUUUGAAUAAAUUGAAAGAACCGGAAUUAUUAGAAACUUUAGUACCAAAUGUUCGUCAAUGUCUUGCCCAUCGUCAUGCUUAUGUUAGAAAAAAUGCUGUAUUUGCCCUUUAUUCCAUUUAUAAAGUUUCAAAUCAAUUAGUUCCUGAUGCUGAUGAAGUAAUUUAUCAAUUCUUAUUAGAAGAAUCAGAUUCUGUUUGUAAAAGAAAUGGAUUUGUUUGUUUAGGAGAUUUGAAUAGAGAAGCUGCUUUACAAUAUAUUCAAGAUAAUAUUUCAUUAAUUGGAACUUUAGAUUCAUUAAUUCAAUUGGCAUUUAUUGAAUUUAUUAGAAAAGAUGCUAUCAAAAAUCCUCAUUUAAAACAACAAUAUACUCAAUUAAUUACUGAAUUAAUUGAAAGUUCAUCUAAUGUAGUUGUUUAUGAAGCUGCUACUACUUUAACAGUGAUUUCAACUAAUUCUCAAUCAGUUCAUUUAGCUGGUACUAAAUUUGUUGAAUUAGCAAAUAAAGAAACUGAUAAUAAUGUUAAAAUCAUUUCAUUAGAUAGAAUUGAUGAAUUAAACAAACAAAUUCCUGGUAUUUUACAAGAUUUAUCAUUAGAAAUUUUAAGAAUUUUAUCAUCUCAAGAUAUUGAUGUACGUAAAAAGGCUUUAGAUGUUACUUUACAAUUUGUUAGUAGUAGAAAUGUUGAAGAUGUUGUUAAAUUAUUGAAAAAAGAAUUACAAUCAUCUGCUUCAAAUGAUGAUGACAAAACUUCUGAAUAUAGACAAUUAUUAAUUAAUGCCAUUCAUCAAUUGGCUAUUAAAUUUGUUGAAGUGGCUGCUAAUGUUGUUGAUUUAUUAUUAGAAUCAAUGAAUGAAUUAAAUACUACUGCUGCUUAUGAAGUAAUUAUAUUUGUUAAAGAAGUUGUUGAAAAAUUCCCUGAUUUAGGUAUUGAUAUUUUAUCAGGAUUAAUCCGUACUUUACCAAAUACUAAAAGUGGUAAAGUUCUUCGUGGAGCUUUAUGGGUUAUUGGAGAAUAUUGUAUGGAUGAGAAAUUAGUUCAAGAAGCUUGGAAAUAUAUUAGAUCAGGGGUUGGUGAAGUACCAAUUUUAUCCAGUGAAAAGAAAGCUUUAGAAUCUAAUGGUGAUGAACAAUCUGAAUCUAAUGGUAAAUCUCAUAAAAAAGGUCCAGUUGUUUUACCUGAUGGUACUUAUGCUACUGAAAAUGCUUUCACUGCCGAAGUAGAAACUGACGAAUCUACUGAAAAACCUCCAAUUCGUCAAUUAUUAUUAUCAGGAGACUUCUAUCUUGGAGCUGUUUUGUCAUCAACUUUAGUUAAAUUGAUCUUAAGAUUACAAAGAUUGAAAACUCCUGGUAAAUUAUUAAAUGGUUUAAGAGCUGAAGCUUUAUUAAUUAUGGUUUCAAUCUUAAGAGUUGGUGAAUCUAAAUUUGCUAGUAAAAAAAUUGAUGAAGAUUCUGCUGAUAGAAUUUUAUCAUGUAUCAAAUAUUUAAAUGAUGACGAAGAUUCAGAAUUAAUAGAAAAAUCAUUCUUAGAUGAUACCAAAGAUUCAUUUAAAGCACAAAUUGCUUCAAGUGAAUCUAAGAAAGCUGAAGCUGCUGCUAAAGAUUUACAUGAAAAUGCUGAACAAGUCGAUGAAUCAAUUGUUUUCAGACAAUUUGAUAUAAAUGGUACCGAUGGAGGUAAAAACCCUUCAAUUGAUGAAGUUGAGAUCAUCUCAAGUAAUAAUAAUGUUAAGAAAGAAUUAUUAUCAUCAAGAUUAAACAAAAUAUUACAAUUAACUGGAUUUUCCGAUCCUGUUUAUGUUGAAGCAUUUGUUAAAAUUCAUCAAUAUGAUGUGGUCUUGGAUGUCUUAUUGGUUAAUCAAACCACUACUACUUUACGUAAUGUUUCGGUAGAAUUUGCUACUUUGGGUGAUUUAAAAGUUGUUGAUAAACCAGCCACUGUUGAUAUUGGACCUCAUGGUUUCUAUAAAGCUCAAUGUACUAUCAAAGUUACUUCUGCUGAUACUGGAGUUAUAUUUGGUAACAUCGUUUAUGAUGGUGUCCAUUCUGAUGAUUCAACUAUUGUCAUCUUAAAUGAUGUUCAUGUUGAUAUUAUGGAUUAUAUUAAACCUGCUACUUGUUCAGAAAAUGUCUUCAGAAAAAUGUGGAAUGAAUUCGAAUGGGAAAAUAAAAUUACCAUUAAAUCAGAAAGUUAUUCAUUAAAAGAAUAUUUAGAUGAAUUAAUGAAAGGUACUAAUAUGUCAUGUUUAACUCCAGGAGCUAUAAUUGGAGAAGAAUGUCAAUUCUUAUCAGCCAACUUAUAUUCAAGAUCAACUUUUGGUGAAGAUGCAUUAGCCAAUUUAUGUAUUGAAAAGACUAAUAAUGGUCCAAUUAUUGGUCAUGUAAGAAUUAGAUCAAAAGGUCAAGGUUUAGCAUUAUCUUUAGGUGAUAGAGUUGCCACUAUAUCUCGUAAAACAAAUAAAGUCGUCGUAACAAAAGUUUAA